UUAUCUCGAAAGAGUGCAUCAAACCCUCUUCCCCAACACCUCAGCACCUGAGAACCCACAAGCUCUCCCUCUUGGACCAGUUCGUUCCUUCCAUUUAUGUACCCAUGAUCCUCUUCUAUCCCAUCCACCCAAACCCAACAGCUUCUGCUAAUUCUGGUAAUACUUGCCAAAGGUCAAAACUGCAAAAGCAAUCCCUUUCAGAAACCUUGACUAGCUUCUACCCACUUGCCGGAAGAAUUAGAGACAAUCUCUCUAUUGAUUGCAAUGACGAGGGGGCUAGUUACACAGAGGCAGAAGUCGAGUCCAUAAAUCUCUCCGAGUUCCUCAACCAUCCUGAUGUCACAUUACUCGGUCAGUUCCUUCCAUCCGGUGCUAGUUUCACUGAAUCAGCAGGUCCAGGAGAUCACUUAGCUAUGAUCCAAGUCUCCAACUUUGCAUGCGGUGGUUUUGCUGUUGGUGUCUUGGUUUCACAUAUGGUUGUUGAUGGAACAGCAUUGAGCACUUUUCUUAAAGCUUGGGCUGCAAGGUUUCGUAAGGCUCCUGAAUCUGAUAUAUGUAAGCCUAGUUUUGAUGCCUCAUCUGUGUUUCCUCAAAGUGAUGCAUUCCCAAGAGAAGCAACUAUUAUGGCUUUAUGGAUCCCCUUUCUGAGAAUGGGAAAGUGUGCUUCAAGGAGAUUUGUGUUUGAUGCCACAGCUAUUGCCGCACUAAAGGCCAAAGCAACAGCCAGUAGUGCCUCAAGCUCAAGCGUGCAAAAUCCAACUCGUGUAGAGGUUGUUACAGCACUCAUCUGGAAAUGCAUUAUGGCUGCGUCUGCCUUCAACACCGAAAAUAUUGAUGGUGGGCAGAGGCAGAAGAGGUUAAGUUUGAUAACUCACGCAGUCAAUUUGCGUCGAAGAGCUGUGCCACCCUUUUCAGAAAACUGUAUGGGAAAUUUUCUCUUCACAGCUGCAGCUACUUCAUGCAGCAGCAACGCUCAAGGGUUAGAACUGGGAAGCUUGGUGAUUUGGAUUAGGGAAGCAAUAAAGAAACUAGAUGGAAAUGUUGUCCAAAGCCUACAAGGGGAUGGAGGGGUCGCCAAAAUGUGUGAGCUUUCAAAAGAGAUGGGUGAUACUUGCUCUGAUGCAGCAUCUGAUGGUGCUUUGGAUUAUAUAUGUUUUACCAGCUGGUGCAACUUUGGUCUGUAUGACGUUGAUUUCGGGUGGGGAAAGCCUAUAUGGAUGUCUUGUGUUGGUGCAGACAAUGCUCCGCAAUCCGUGUUCAUGAAUUCAGUCCUUUUAACAGAUACAAGGUCUUGUGAUGGAGUUGAGGCCUGGAUUUAUCUAGGUGAACAAGAGAUGGCAAUAUUAGAACAUGAUGACAGCUUUCUUGCUUUUGCUUCUAUUGAUCAUAGUCCUCUUGAACUUGGUAACACUGUUUCUCAUCCAUGAAAGAUCGGCCGUCCCCACUCAUUGUAACUGGAAAAUGUUUCAUUAGUGUGAAGUAUAAUCGCAUUGUACCAGAGUAACCAAUAAAAA
Molecule: messenger RNA, 1514 nt
Organism: Rosa chinensis
Lineage: Eukaryota; Viridiplantae; Streptophyta; Magnoliopsida; Rosales; Rosaceae
Product: stemmadenine O-acetyltransferase
Exons: 1
Coding region: 105-1427 (440 amino acids)
Source: RefSeq, a predicted model, not a curated record